This is a messenger RNA of Lithohypha guttulata, 690 nucleotides long. RefSeq lists its product as uncharacterized. The transcript is spliced from 3 exons. Bases 1 to 690 code for a protein of 229 amino acids. Gene Ontology annotation, cellular component: cytosol; eukaryotic translation elongation factor 1 complex. Gene Ontology annotation, molecular function: guanyl-nucleotide exchange factor activity; translation elongation factor activity. Lineage: Eukaryota; Fungi; Ascomycota; Eurotiomycetes; Chaetothyriales; Trichomeriaceae. The record is from RefSeq and is a predicted model, not a curated record. Gene Ontology annotation, biological process: translational elongation.
AUGGGUUUCAUUGAUUUUGUUAACGACACUGCCUUUGCUGCGCUUGACAGCUGGGUUCGAACUCGCUCAUACAUCACUGGAUAUGCGCCAUCUCAAGCCGAUGUAGUUACCUACAAGGCCAUUUCAACUCCUCCAGCUGUCGAGCAAUUCCCACACGCUUACAGAUGGUACAACCACAUCAAAUCAUACGAGAGUGAAUUUUCUAGCCUGCCAGGUGACCCUUCCAAAUCAUUCACUACAUAUGGGCCAGAAGUCAGCCAGGCGACCAUCAACCCUGCUAAAGCUCCAGACGCCGAGGAAGAGGAGGAAGUCGAUCUAUUUGGCAGCGAUGAGGACGAGGAGGAGGAUCCAGAGGUCGUCGCCGAACGCGAGAAACGACUUGCGGAGUACAAGAAGAAGAAGGAGGGCAAGACCAAGCCUGCCGCCAAGUCGAUCGUGACAAUGGACGUCAAACCAUGGGACGACGAGACCGAUCUGGAACAGCUGAAGGCGAGCGUCCUGAGUGUCGAGAUGGAUGGUCUUGUUUGGGGUGCUAGCAAAUGGGUACCAGUCGGCUUCGGUAUCAAGAAGCUGCAAGUCAACUUGGUUGUCGAAGACGACAAGGUCUCUCUGGAUGAGCUUCAGCAGAAGAUCGAGGAGUUCGAAGACUAUGUUCAGUCUACCGAUAUUGCUGCUAUGCAAAAGUUGUGA